AUGCAAAAGAUCACCCAUACAAACAAAAAGAACAAGAAAAAAAGUAAAAAUUUUUAUAAUCAAAUAUUACUCAUCAUGAAAUUCAACCUAAUCAUUGCCAUCAUCUUUAAUCUAACGAUUGGCCUAACACUUGUGCCACUCAUUGAAAGUCAUACAAUUUGGGUCCAUAACAAAAUGUGGCCAGGUACAUAUGGCAUGCUUUCAAUCAUGCAAAAUGGAUAUGAAAUGAGUAAUGGAGGUUCAUAUGCUCACCACGGUUUUAGUGUUGAAGUGUUUGAUGAUAUAAAAAGUUUUAACCUUUCAUUCUAUGUCCAGCUUUCAGGUGAAAAAGAUAAGAAUCGUGGACCAUUCACAAAUGACCGGGAUUACGAAUGGAAAUUUACUGGUAGUGAAGAUAAUUGGGAUAUUGAAGAGCUAUCCUAG
Messenger RNA from Entrophospora candida, 423 nucleotides. The record is from the annotation of a GenBank genome assembly. NCBI's taxonomy places the organism in Eukaryota, Fungi, Glomeromycota, Glomeromycetes, Entrophosporales, Entrophosporaceae.